Pungitius pungitius (ninespine stickleback) is the source of this 6878-nucleotide messenger RNA. RefSeq names its product neurexin-1a-like. The transcript is spliced from 23 exons. The record is from RefSeq and is a predicted model, not a curated record. Lineage: Eukaryota; Metazoa; Chordata; Actinopteri; Perciformes; Gasterosteidae. Bases 868 to 5367 code for a protein of 1499 amino acids.
ACACGUGAUGCACUCGGUCUGUGGCUCCCGACAGUCGCUGGAUAAACUCAACAGGGAAACCAGAUUGCGCCUUCUCCUCCGCGAAGAUAACGGGAUUUUCGUCCCACUCUUCCGACCCACUUCAUCUGGAGGUUUCAUUUUUCUCUCUCUAGUUGUUUUUUUGUUUUUGUUCUUUUGUUCUUAAUCGGGAAACAAACUUGGAGGACGGCAUAUUUAAGAGAGCUUUGGGACUGAGGACUGCUUCGACGGACCGAUUGCUUUAUUUGUUGCAUUUAUCAGCCAACGUGUUUCCUUAUGGGAUUUUUUUUUUCUUUCUCGUCGCUUCUGAGGAUGACUUUGUGAAAAGCCCCCAGCAAGGCUUUCAGUUACCCGCCAAACACUGUUGGCAUGAACAUGAAGAUUAAAGCUGCCAUUUCAACUCAAGUGAAACAGUGCACACGCUAACAGGCACCAGAAGGGACUGUUCCAUAAUUACAUAAAUUAGAACAAGUGUGCCCAAUGGAUAUUUGAAUGCUUGUCACUUUACUCUAAAUCGCCAUGGCAGAGAGGACCUUUAAACAGUUCAAACUAUUUGGGAGUGAGCAGUGAGAGGUUUGGCCAGUGGCCUACAUGGACAGUGCGAGGUAAUGGUAUUUGCUCCAGGAAACAAUUGUUGACCUAAACCAGUUGCAGCGCAAAUACACCAUAGCACUUAAAUGUUUGUCCUACAAUGCAUCAGUUCGCAAUUAUUUAUCCAUGUAGACACUUGUAUGCCAGUCUACUCUCUCACGGGCAAACCACAUUUCUUUCUCGCUUAAGCAAAGGUGCACAUAAAUAGAUUCUGCUCCACAAGUUUCCGUCCACCUGCGUGUAUUCUGUGAUCGCACGAUGGUUUUACAAAAGCCACAUGGUGCCCAUGUCAUAUGGGUUGGGCUGCUUUUAUGUUGCUUCGUAGAGAUAGGCACCUGUCUGGAGUUUACAGGUGCCGAGGGCCAGUGGGCUAGAUUCCCUGUGUGGAACGCGUGUUGCGAAAGCGAAAUGAGCUUCAGCAUGAAAACAAAGAGUUCCAACGGGCUGCUAGUUUACUUCGACGAUGAGGGUUUUUGUGACUUUCUAGAACUUCUCAUACUGAAUGGGAAACUCAGCUUGCGUUUCUCAAUCUUCUGUGCCGAGCCUGCAACCGUCGUGUCUGACACGGCGGUCAACGACAGCCAGUGGCACGCAGUCACAAUAAGGAGAAACUUCAAGAACACGACCCUCAAGGUGGACAAUGAGAGGAAAUGGGUGGAGGUGAAGUCAAAAAGACGAGAUAUGACUGUUUUCAGCCAUUUGUUUGUUGGUGGAAUACCACCGGAAUUACGAUCCGUGGCGUUACGACUCACAUCAGAUGCAGUCAAGGAUCAGCUACCUUUCACUGGAUGGAUAACGGACAUAAAGGUCAACAACACAGAGUCUGUGAUGAUCAACGGCGAAGGAGUCUUGGAGGACCUCUGCGGUUCAGCCAACAUGUGCUUAAAUGGAGGAGUCUGCAGUAUAAUUAACAACGAGCCAACGUGUAACUGCUCUCGGACGGGGUUCCAAGGAAAGGACUGCAGUGAAGAAGACAACUAUACUGAAGGUCCCGCACACCUGAUGAUGGGCGACCAAGGGCAGAGAGGGGAAGUUUGGCUACUAAGGUCCCUUCUGAGCAUUCAAGGAAAAGAAGAGUUCGUCGCCACCUUCAAAGGAUCCGAGUUCUUCUGCUACGACCUGUCCUUGAACCCGAUUCAAAGCAGCAGUGAUGAAAUCACAUUGUCAUUCAAAACCCUGCAGAGGAAUGGACUGAUGCUGCACACGGGCAAAUCAGCUGAUUACGUCAACCUGGCUCUGAAAAAUGGGGCUGUCUCACUCGUCAUUAAUUUGGGGUCUGGAGCCUUUGAAGCUCUUGUGGAGCCCGUCAAUGGCAAAUUUAAUGACAAUGAUUGGCAUGAUGUCAAAGUAACAAGGAAUCUACGUCAGCACUCAGGCAUUGGACACGCUAUGGUAACAAUAUCCGUGGAUGGGAUUCUGACAACCACGGGAUAUACACAAGAAGACUACACCAUGCUGGGCUCUGAUGACUUUUUCUAUGUUGGAGGGAGUCCUAGCACAGCUGACCUGCCUGGAUCUCCAGUUAGCAACAACUUCAUGGGCUGCCUCAAGGAGGUUGUGUACAAAAACAACGAUGUGCGACUUGAGCUGUCCAGGAUGGCCAAGCAGGGAGAUCCCAAGAUGAAGGUCCAUGGCACCGUGGCCUUCAAGUGCGAGAAUGUGGCCACGCUUGACCCCAUCACAUUCGAGACGCCACAGUCUUUUAUAAUCCUCAACAAGUGGAACGCUAAGAAAACGGGCUCCAUCUCCUUUGACUUUCGCACCACAGAGCCCAACGGCCUUCUGCUCUUCAGUCACGGGAAGCCCAAGCAGCAACCCAAGGAUUCCAAGAGUCCUCAGACUCUCAAGGUGGACUUCUUUGCCAUUGAGAUGCUGGAUGGACACUUGUACCUGCUGCUGGACAUGGGCUCAGGGACCACAAAGACCAAAGCGGUCAAUAAGAAAGUCAAUGACGGCGAGUGGUACCAUGUGGACUUCCAGCGGGACGGAAGAUCAGGUACCAUCUCUAUCAACACUCUCCGCACCGCCUACACAGCCCCCGGAGAAAGUGAGAUCUUGGACUUGGACGACAAUCUCUACCUGGGGGGUCUGCCAGAAAACAAGCUGGGCCUGGUGUUCCCCACUGAGGUGUGGACGGCACUACUCAACUACGGCUACGUGGGCUGCAUCCGGGAUCUUUUCAUUGACGGACAGAGUAAGGAUGUCCGGCGCCUGGCUGAGGUCCAGAAGGCCGCCGGGGUGAAGCCCUCCUGCACUAAGGAGCCUGCCAAACAGUGCUUGAGCAACCCCUGCCAAAACAACGGAGUGUGUCGAGAGGGCUGGAACCGCUACGUGUGUGACUGCUCUGGGACUGGAUACCUGGGGCGCUCCUGUGAAAGAGAGGCGACUAUCCUCAGCUACGACGGCAGUAAGUUUAUGAAGGUCCAGCUCCCAGUGGUGAUGCACACGGAAGCCGAGGACGUGUCCCUGCGCUUCCGCUCCCAGCGAGCCUAUGGCAUCCUAAUAGCCACAACAUCCAGGGACUCGACAGACACCCUGCGCCUGGAGCUCGAGAGCGGCCGCGUCCGCUUGACUGUCAAUUUAGAUUGUAUCAGGAUUAACUGUUCCUCCAGCAAAGGUCCCGAGACUAUUUUUGCGGGUCAGAAUCUGAACGAUAAUGAGUGGCACACAGUACGUGUCUUCAGGAGGGGCAAGAGUUUGAAACUGACCGUAGAUGAUCUGCAGUCUGUGGAAGGUCAAAUGGCGGGUGACCACACCCAACUGGAGUUUCAUAACAUUGAAACGGGCAUUGUGACGGAGAAGCGCUUCAUGUCCAUGGUGCCGUCCAACUUCAUCGGCCACAUCCAGAGCCUCUCUUUCAACGGCAUGGCCUACAUAGACCUCUGUAAAAACGGUGACAUCGAUUACUGUGAACUCAAUGCCAUGAUCGGCUUCAAGAACAUCAUCGCUGACCCCGUCACCUUCAAGUCACGCUCCAGCUAUGUGACCCUCACCACUCUGCAGGCGUACUACUCCAUGCACCUUUUCUUUCAGUUCAAAACCACCUCCUCCGACGGCCUCAUCCUGUUCAACAGCGGCGACGGGAAUGACUUCAUCGUGGUGGAGCUGGUUAAAGGUUACCUGCACUACGUGUCUGACCUGGGAAAUGGAGCCCACCUGAUCAAAGGCAACUCAAACAAGCCCCUGAAUGACAACCACUGGCACAACGUGAUCAUCUCCAGGGACACCAACAACCUCCACACUGUCAAGAUUGAUACCAAGAUCACCACGCAGACGACCACAGGAGCCAAGAACCUGGACCUAAAGGGUAACCUUUAUAUCGGCGGGGUGCCUAAGGAGAUGUUCAAAGAGCUGCCCAAAUUGGUGCACGCCAAGGAGGGAUUUCAAGGUUGUUUGGCGUCUGUGGACCUGAACGGCCGGCUCCCAGACUUGAUGUCCGAUGCUGUGGACUGUGUCGGGCAGAUAGAGAGAGGAUGUGAAGGCCCCAGCACAACGUGCCAAGAGGACUCGUGUGCCAACCAGGGAGUGUGUCUUCAGCAGUGGGAGGGCUUCAGCUGUGACUGCAGCAUGACCACAUUUGGAGGACCACUCUGUAACGAUGCGGGAACGACAUACAUUUUUGGGCGGGACGGUGGACUGAUCACAUACACGUGGCCGCCGAAUGACCGUCCCAGCACCAGAGCGGACCGGCUGGCCAUUGGCUUCAGCACGCACCUGAAGGACGCCGUCCUGGUGAGGGUGGAUAGCUCCUCUGGUCUCGGAGACUUCCUGAAGCUGCACAUCGAAAAAGGAAACAUUGCUGUUGUAUUUAAUGUCGGAACAGACGACAUUAAUAUUGAGGAGACGUCAAAGUUUGUAAAUGACGGAAAGUACCAUAUAGUGAAGUUUACGAGGAGUGGGGGUAAUGCCACUCUGCAGGUGGAUGACCUGCCAGUCAUUGAGCGCUACCCCACAGGCAACAAUGAUAACGAACGCCUGGCGAUUGCUAGACAGCGAAUCCCAUACCGACUUGGUCGAGUAGUUGACGAAUGGCUACUCGACAAAGGGCGGCAGCUUACGAUCUUCAACAGCCAAACCACCAUACAGAUUGGGGGCUGGGAGAGAGACCGAAGUGGAUCCUUUCAGGGCCAACUUUCGGGCCUCUACUAUAAUGGCUUGAAGGUGUUCAACAUGGCGGCAGAGGGAGAUCCCAACGUUAGGAUCCAGGGCAGCGUGCGGCUUGUGGGGGAGUCGCCCUCCUCCAUCACACCGCAGUCGAGCACCACAGCCAACCGCUCGGAGACCUCCACGUCCAUCAUGGAGAUAACCACCACCACGGCAUCCAGCAGGCGAGUCAAGCAGACCACACCACGAGAGCCUCAGCAGACAACCGACGACCUGCUGGUGGCGUCGGCCGAGUGUCCGAGCGAUGAUGAAGACAUCGAUUCCUGUGAGCCGAGCUCAGGUGGGUUAGCCAAUCCCACCGGGGCCGGACCGGACGGCUCCCCGGGAGCGCCGGAUGUCUUCCGGCAGUCCAGCAACACCAUGGGAAUGGUGGUCGGCAUCGUGGCAGCGGCGGCACUGUGUAUUCUCAUCCUUCUUUACGCCAUGUACAAAUACCGGAACAGAGACGAGGGUUCGUACCACGUAGACGAGAGUCGCAACUACAUCAGCAACUCUGCGCAGUCCAACGGCACCGUUGUCAAGGAGAAACCAGUGAACACCGCAAAGACCUCAAGCAAGAGCAAGAAGAACAAGGACAAAGAGUACUAUGUGUGAUUGUCAGAGCUUUGGUCUUUGCCAGACCAACCUAAACAUUUGUGCGACAAAUCAGGACAUCGACAUGUGUAUAGUAUAAUAACAAAGAUGAACAUUAUUUAGUCGUUUUUCCUACAGGACACUGCUCUGAAAAGUCAAUAUGAAAAGGGGAAAAAUUACUUUCUUUAGAUUCAGGCACUUGGGACAGUUGAAAAGAUUCAGCACGGAUGGAGACUGGUAGGAAAUGUCUAUGGUAACCAGUCGAAAAUGAACUGAAUACUAACUAACAUGACAACCAAACAACAUUAAUCCAUGUGUGACUUGUUUCCUUGGCCAGGACGAUGCGAUCAAACUCCCCUGUUUCUGGUAAACAGAGGAGCUGGAGCACUUUGCAAAGGGAGAAUCAGCAUUACAAACUUACUGUUUUCAUACACUUUGCUUGUGUUUGUGUUGAUGGGACUUUUUCUGGAGGAAAUGACACAAUGCAUAAAUAGAUACAUACAUAAAUAUGCCAAACAUUUACUGGGGAUGAAAAAAAAUAAAAUCAGAUCAUGUUGAAGUCCGAAAGAAAAAAAAGAAAAAAACGAUGGAUGUCUAAAGAAUCAGCCAAGUGAUGGCCGGUAAAGACUAAUACAUGGCUGACUAACCUGCUGCAGUACAUGACGAGAAUGGAUGGCGGUUUCUUUUGAAAGACUGUGUUUUAAAAGAAUAUGUCAGAAAUCUGGAUAUCUAUGUUUUCAAAUGGUGUGAACUCAAUGGGAAUAGUUUCCUCAUCAUGGGGAUGUCUCUAAAGUGAUCAUUUGGGAGCCAUGCACGCAAAAGUAUCUUAUUACAGUACAUAUGUUUAUAUACAGUACGACCACAUCUAUAUGUGCUUUCUGGACUGUGACAAAGUGGUGUUUUAUAGCCUGUUGUAUAGAUGAUGCUAACUAUAACUGCUCCUCAACCAUUUUGGAAUAAAACAAAAAAAGGACAGAAAGAAGGCAUAAGUGUUAAUAAGUGUUGCUAGACAUAGAAGAUUUUAUGAAGCCAUCCUCAUUUUUCUCAGUUGGACAAUAAUGUAAUUCACCCCUGUUUUUUAUAUGUGUUCCUAUAUAGUUUUUAUACAAAUGCCAACCUGACAUAGAUGGUUCCAGAGCAGCAGUAGCCUAACCAUUCCCAAAAGCUGCACAAGGCGUUGAGGGGGAAAUGACAACUUGUGUGGCGCUCUUUUAAGGAUACCGGUAGAAUCACUGCCUUCCUUCUCAACCCCGACUUACAUGAGUGAGAAUAUGAGAGAUUUGAUGAUGAUGGAUGAUGACAAUGAUUUCAAGAAAUAAACGUGUGUUUGUUUUCAAGUGGUAUUACAAGAUUGUCUAAUAUGUCCUUGGGCUGAUGCAAAACCAGAGGAAAAAAAUCUCAAAAUAAGUCUUCAUUUCAACUGUUCUGUGUUUGUUCUGUCAUUCUGUCAGUCAAUUCUGCUUUCCGGAGACCUGUACUUGGAAUGAGUAUGAGGAAGAUGACCAUGAACUAUAAAUAAUGAUUAUAAAUUC